UGACUCUGAUUGGGGUGGUUGUCCUCUUACUAGAAGGUCUCUUUCUGGUUGGAUUGUUCAGCUAGGCUCUUCUCCCAUAGCUUGGAAAACAAAGAAACAAGAUACAGUGUCGUGCUCGUCGGCAGAGGCCGAGUAUCGGGCAAUGGGCGCAAUCACCAAGGAACUCUUAGGGUUGAAAUCUUUGCUUCGGGAACUUGGUGUGUCUCAUAAGGAACCGAUGACAUUGUUUUGUGAUAGUCAACCAGCCAUUCAUAUCAGUUCUAAUCCUGUGUUUCAUGAAAGGACUAAGAACAUCGAGAUUGAGUGUCAUUUUAUACGAGAUGAAAUAGUCAAGGGAGUUCUCAAACCAUCAUAUGUUAGUACAAAGGAGCAACUAGCAGACAUUUUUACAAAAGCAUUGGGUCGAAAGGAGUUCGACAUCUUCUUGUCCAAGCUGGGCAUUCGGAACUUACAUGCUCCAUCUUGAGGGGGGGUAUUACGAUAGAUAUUACAUAGAUUUGUAUAUCUAUAUUUCCUAUUCUAGUUCUUUCCAUUUAUUCCAAUUAGGUUUAGGAGAGAUCAUGAGGUUUGUAUAAAUACUCGGCUAAGGCCAAUGUUAAUACAUAAGAUAUACAAGUUAAUAUUCAUUCAUUCAUAAACUUGUCACCAAGAGCUCCAACAUCUAAUCUCCUUACACUUCCAAUAUCAAUAAACACAAAUGAGUUAUGAAAUAUGUUCCCACUAGGUGUUGUUUAUUUAUCCGGCUAGAAAACAACAUGAUUUAUCUUAAUAAAUGGGAAUGGUGUUUUUAAUUAUUUCCCUAUAAUAUUUCGAGUUUCGAUUUUGCUUCAUUUCUCAUUCGCUUUCUGUUCCAACCUAAGAGGCCACUAUACAUUUCUUUUCAUUUUCGAGGCUUCUUCACAGGUUAGGGUUUCGAUUUACGAAUAUUCUUGUUUUAGUGUUAUAGGUUAAUGGUGUUUAUUAUAUUCUCUAAUGUUAAGUGGCCACAGUGGCUGGUUAUCAUUCAAGCAACUGGUUAGUUCUUUUUUAAUUCCCACUUUCUCUAUACAUUUCUCAAACAUACACGUCCCACGAAUUCAUAUUUAUUUAUGAAUGUGCAUGAAUUUUAGGGAUAAUGAAGCGGCCAUGAUCAAGAAAAUUGCCACAGAUAUUUCGAACAUGCUGAAUAAUUUCACACCAUCGACUGAUUUCGACGGGUUAGUUGGUAUGGGAGCUCAUUUGAAAAAGAUGGAACCAUUGUUAUGCCUAGGAUCAGAUGAAGUGAGGAUGAUUGGGAUUUGGGGUCCUCCUGGGAUUGGGAAGACCACAAUCGCUAGAGUAGCAUAUAACCAACUCUCCAACAGUUUUCAACUGAGUGUAUUUAUGGAUGAUAUCAAAGCAAACUCUUCAAGACUGUGUUCUGAUGACUACAGCGUAAAGUUGCAAUUACAGCAACAGUUUAUGUCUCAAAUAACCGAUCAUAAGGAUAUGGUUGUAUCUCAUUUGGGAGUUGCCUCAAAUAGGUUGAAGGACAAGAAAGUUCUUGUUGUUCUUGAUGGCGUGGACCGGUCAAUACAACUAGAUGCGAUGGCGAAAGAGACUUGGUGGUUUGGUCCCGGAAGUCGGAUUAUAAUCACAACACAAGAUCAGAAACUUCUUAGAGCACAUGGAAUUAACCAUAUUUACGAAGUGGAUUUUCCAACAAAUGAUGAGGCUCUUCAAAUCUUUUGUAUGCAUUCUUUUGGUCAAAAGUCCCCUAAAUAUGGUUUUGAGGAGCUUGCUCGGGAAGUUACACAACUUUCUGGUGAACUCCCUUUGGGGCUAAGGGUUAUGGGUUCCUACUUCCGGGGAAUGUCUAAGCAAGAGUGGAUAAAUGUGCUACCAAGAUUAAGGACUAGUCUUUAUGCUGAUAUUCGAAGCAUUUUGAAGUUCAGCUAUGAUGCUUUAGAUGAUGAAGAUAAAUAUUUAUUUCUUCAUAUAGCCUGCUUCUUCAGCUAUGAAGAGAUACACAAAGUGGAAGUGUAUCUUGCAAAAAAGUUCGUGGAAGUGAGGCAAAGACUUAACGUCUUAGCUGAGAGAUCUCUCAUAUCUAUCGACUGGGGAGUUAUAAGGAUGCAUAGUUUGCUAGAAAAAUUAGGUAGAGAAAUUGUUUGUAAACAAUCUAUUCAUGAUCCUGGACAGCGCCAGUUUCUGUAUGACUGUAGAGAAAUUUGUGAAUUGCUGACUGGUGAAGCAACAGGUAGUAAAAGUGUCAUAGGGAUAAAGCUGGACUACUACAAAAUAGAGGAAGAAUUAGAUGUAAGUGAGAAAGCCUUUGACGGAAUGUCAAAUCUCCAAUUCUUACAAGUCAAUGGUUAUGGCGCUCCAUUGCAAUUAACCCGAGGUCUGAACUAUUUGUCUCAUAAACUUCGAUUACUACAUUGGAGUCAUUUUCCAAUGUCAUGUUUUCCUUGCAAUGUAAACUUGGAAUUCCUUGUCGAACUAAUCAUGAUUGGCAGCAAGCUUGAGAAGUUGUGGGAAGGAAUUAAACCGCUUCGAAGUCUCAAGUGGAUGGAUUUGAGUGAUUCUGUAAACUUGAAGGAGCUUCCUAAUCUCUCAACUGCCACUAACCUUGAGAAAUUGUAUUUACGUAAUUGCUGGAGUCUAAUCAAACUCCCUUGCUUGCCUGGAAAUAGUAUGGAGGAACUAGAUAUAGGUGGAUGCUCAAGUCUUGUGCAGUUUCCCUCCUUUACUGGGAAUGCCGUUAAUCUCCUCAAAUUGAAUCUUGUCAGUUUCCCAAAUUUGGUGGAGCUCCCUUCAUAUGUUGGGAAUGCCACCAACCUGGAGAAUUUAAAUCUUAGUAACUGCUCGCAUCUGGUGGAGCUUCCUCUCUCGUUUGGAAACCUGCAGAAGUUGCAGACACUGAUAUUAAAAGGAUGCAGUAAGCUAGAGAAUUUUCCCAACAACAUCACCUUGGAAUUUUUGAAUGAUCUUGAUCUCGCUGGAUGUUCAAGUCUAGAUCUCAGUGGAUUCUCCACUAUCGUAAAUGUCGUCAAUCUUCAGACAUUGAAUUUAAGUAGUCUACCACAAUUGUUGGAGGUACCGUCUUUCAUUGGGAAUGCCACUAAUCUAGAGGACUUGAUACUUAGUAAUUGCUCAAAUCUGGUGGAACUUCCUCUUUUCAUUGGAAACCUUCAGAAGUUGAAAAGGCUGAGAUUAGAAGGAUGCAGCAAGCUAGAGGUUCUUCCCACCAACAUCAACUUGGAAUCUUUGUUUGAACUUAAUCUCAAUGAUUGCUCCAUGUUGAAACAUUUUCCUGAGAUCUCCACAUACAUUAGAAAUCUCUACCUCAUAGGAACUGCAAUAGAACAAGUGCCUCCCUCGAUCAGGUCAUGGUCUCGUCUUGAUGAGUUGAAGAUGUCAUACUUUGAAAACCUCAAGGGAUUCCCUCAUGCUCUUGAAAGAAUCACAUGCAUGUGCUUGACUGACACAGAGAUACAAGAGCUUCCUCCAUGGGUCAAGAAAAUCUCUCGUCUGAGUGUAUUCGUGCUCAAGGGAUGCCGAAAGUUGGUAACACUCCCAGCCAUUUCGGAGUCCAUCCGUUACAUGGAUGCAAGUGACUGCAAGUCCCUGGAGAUACUAGAGUGCUCCUUUCACAAUCAAUACCUUACGCUCAACUUUGCCAACUGCUUCAAACUGAGUCAAGAAGCGAGAAACCUCAUCAUCCAGAAUAGUUGUAGAUAUGCAGUCUUACCAGGUGGCCAAGUGCCUCCACACUUCACUCACCGAGCUACUGGUGCAGGUCCAUUGACAAUCAAGUUGAACGAAAAGCCUCUUCCAAAGUACAUGAUAUUUAAAGCUUGCAUCUUGCUGGUUUAUAAAGUUGACCAUGACGCUUGCUCUGAAGAGAACUCAAUGGAAGUGGAUGUCAUAUAUCAAAAUAGCAAUAAAAAGCUGUAUCCGGCUUUAGCAGAGCAUCUGUACAUAUUUCGAGUCGAAGCGGAGGUUACUUCCAGCGAGCUUUUCUUUGAAGACUUCUUCAGUCACAUUCAGAGGGAGUUUGAAAGAAAAGGAAUCACUCCGUUCAUAGAUAAUGAAAUCAAAAGAGGAGAAUCUAUCGGUCCAGAGCUGAUCAGGGCCAUCAGAGGAUCAAAGAUUGCAAUUAUCUUGCUCUCUAGAAACUAUGCCUCCUCAAAAUGGUGUCUUGAUGAACUGGUGGAGAUUAUGAAGUGCAGAGAAGAGUUUGGUCAGACUGUAAUGGCUAUUUUCCACAAAGUGGAUCCUUCUGAUGUGAAAAAGCUAACCGGAGAUUUUGGGAAAUUUUUUAAGAAAACUUGUGCUGGUAAAGCAAAGGAUUGCAUUGAGAGAUGGAGACAAGCUUUAGCCAAAGUGGCUACCAUCGCUGGCUAUCAUUCAAGCAACUGGGAUAAUGAAGCCGACAUGAUCAAGAAAAUCGCCACUGAUACUUCGAACAUGCUGAAUAAUUUCACACCAUCAAAUGAUUUCGAUGGUUUAGUUGGGAUGGGAGCUCAUUGGGAAAAUUUGAAAUCAAUCUUAUGCCUAGGCUCAGAUGAGGUGAGGAUGAUUGGGAUUUGGGGUCCUCCUGGGAUUGGGAAGACCACAAUCGCUAGAGUCGCAUUCAACCAACUCUCCAACAGUUUUCAACUGAGUGUCUUUAUGGAUGAUCUCAAAGCAAACUCUUCAAGACUGUGUUCCGAUGACUACAGCGUAAAGUUGCAAUUACAGCAACAGUUUAUGUCUCAAAUAACCGAUCAUAAGGAUAUGGUUGUAUCUCAUUUCGGUGUUGUGUCAAAUAGGUUGAGGGACAAGAAAGUUCUUGUUGUUCUUGAUGGCGUGAACCGGUCAGUACAACUAGAUGCGAUGGCGAAAGAGACUUGGUGGUUUGGUCCCGGUAGUCGGAUUAUAAUCACAACACAAGAUCAGAAACUUUUUAGAGCACAUGGGAUCAACCAUAUUUACGAAGUGAAUCUUCCAACAAAUGAUGAGGCUCUCCAAAUAUUUUGUACGUAUUGUUUUGGUCAAAAUUUCCCUAAAUAUGGUUUUGAGGAGCUUGCUCGAGAAGUUACAAGUCUUUCUGGUGAACUCCCAUUGGGGCUAAGGGUUAUGGGUUCCUACCUUCGGGGAAUGUCCAAGGAAGACUGGACAAAUUCACUACCAAGAUUAAGAGAUAGCCUUGACACUGAUAUUCAAAGCAUUUUGAAAUUCAGUUAUGAUGCCUUAGACGAUGAAGAUAAAGAUUUGUUUCUUCAUAUAGCCUGCUUCUUUAGCUCUGAGCAGAUUCACAAAAUGGAAGAGCAUCUUGCAAAGAGGUUCUUGUAUGUGAGGCAAAGACUUAAAGUCUUAGCUGAGAAAUCUCUCAUAUCUAUUGACUCAGGACGUAUAAGGAUGCAUAGUUUGCUAGAAAAACUAGGUAGAGAAAUUGUUUGUAAACAAUCUAUUCAUGAGCCUGGACAGCGUCAGUUUCUGUACGACAAAAGAGAUAUUUGUGAAGUACUGACUGGUGGUGCAACAGGUAGUAAAAGUGUCAUAGGCAUAAAGUUCGAAUACUAUAGAAUCAGGGAAGAAAUAGAUAUAAGUGAGAAAGCAUUUGAAGGAAUGUCAAAUCUCCAAUUCUUAAAAGUUUGUGGUUUUACCGAUGCACUGCAAAUAACUGGAGGUCUGAACUAUCUGUCUCAUAAACUUCGAUUACUAGAGUGGAGACAUUUUCCAAUGACAUGUUUACCUUGCACUGUAAACUUGGAGUUCCUUGUCGAACUAGUCAUGCCUUACAGCAAGCUUGAGAAGUUGUGGGAAGGAUGUAAACCGCUUCGGUGUCUAAAGUGGAUGGAUUUGGGUUAUUCUGUAAACUUGAAGGAGCUUCCGGAUCUCUCAACUGCCACUAACCUUGAGAAAUUGUAUCUUUAUGAUUGCUCGAGUCUAGUCAAACUCCCUUCUAUGAGUGGAAAUAGUCUGGAGAAACUAAAUAUCGGUGGAUGCUCAAGUCUUGUGGAGUUUCCCUCCUUUAUUGGGAAUGCCGUUAAUCUCCAAGAAUUGGAUCUUAGUAGUUUCCCAAAUCUGUUGGAGCUCCCUUCUUAUGUUGGGAAUGCCACCAACUUGGAGUACUUGGAUCUUCGUAAUUGCUUAAAUAUGGUGGAACUUCCUCUCUCUCUUAGAAACCUUAAGAAGUUGAAAAGGCUGAGAUUAAAAGGAUGCAGUAAGCUAGAGGUUCUUCCCACCAACAUCAACUUGGAAUAUUUGAAUGAACUUGAUAUCGCUGGAUGCUCAAGUCUUGAUCUCGGGGAUUUCUCCACUAUCGGAAAUGCCGUCAACCUCCGAGAAUUGAAUAUCAGUAGUCUACCACAAUUGUUGGAGGUCCCUUCCUUUAUUGGGAAUGCCACUAAUCUAGAGAACUUGGUCCUUAGUAGUUGCUCAAAACUGGUGGAACUUCCUCUUUUCAUUGGGAACCUUCAGAAGUUGCGGUGGCUGAGAUUAGAAGGAUGCAUUAGGCUAGAGGUCCUUCCCACCAACAUCAACUUGGAAUCUUUGCUUGAACUUAAUCUCAGUGAUUGCUCCAUGUUGAAAAGUUUUCCCCAGAUCUCCACAAACCUUGAAAAGCUCAACCUCAGAGGAACUGCAAUAGAACAAGUGCCUCCCUCGAUCAGGUCAUGGCCUCAUCUUAAAGAGUUGCACAUGUCAUACUUUGAAAACCUCAAGGAAUUCCCUCAUGCUCUCGAAAGAAUUACAAGCCUUUCCUUGACCGACACAGAGAUACAAGAGGUUCCUCCAUUGGUCAAGCAAAUCUCUCGUCUGAAUAGAUUCUUCCUCAGUGGAUGCCGAAAGUUGGUAAGACUCCCGCCGAUUUCGGAGUCCACUCAUUCUAUAUAUGCAAAUGACUGUGACUCCCUGGAGAUACUAGAGUGUUCCUUUUCCGAUCAAAUCCGUAGGCUCACCUUCGCCAACUGCUUCAAACUGAAUCAAGAGGCGAGAGACCUCAUCAUCCAGGCUAGUAGUGAACAUGCAGUCUUACCAGGUGGACAAGUGCCUCCAUACUUCACUCACCGAGCUACUGGUGGAGGUCCAUUGACUAUCAAAUUGAAUCAAAAUCCUCUUCCAGAAUCCAUGACAUUUAAAGCUUGCAUCUUGCUGCUUAAUAAAGGUGACCAUGAAGCUUGCUCUAAAGAGAAAUCAAGGAGAGUGGAUGUUGUAAAUAAUAAUAUCAUAUUUGGAUUAUAUCCGGCUUUAGCGGAGCAUCUGUACACAUUCCGUAUCAACUUAGAAGUCACUUCCAGGAAGCUUCUCUUUGAGUUCAAGUUGAUGAGCGAUGAUGACGAUUGGAAGAUAGGAGAAUGCGGGAUAGUCCAACAAUAGGAGGUCCCUUGAUAUUGAUGAACAUGGUGGCCAUGGCAAAUGUGAAACGUAUGAAGUUAAUGCCUCUCUUUUUUUUUUCUCUACGAGUCCUUUCCUCAACUAAAUGUAUGUAUCUGAAACUCAAAUUUAGGUGAGGAGAUCGAUGUGUGUAUAACGCAUGUGUUGACGCGAGCCAGUAUGCAGAGCCUUUGGUACACUAAUAAGUUAUGCUUAGUAUAGUGACGAGGCUGAAGAAGAUUUUGUAUCAUUCUCACCACAGAAAUGCUCUUCUACAUCUUUUUCCCCUUCUUCACUUUCAUCAUCAAUCUCUUGCUCAUCAACUGUUGUUAAUAUUGAAACUAAAUAAAUACCCAUAUAUAUUCUAAUUAAUUAAGAAGAUGUUUGAUAUGUAACCUGAUACCCAUAUAAAGUGCUGUGCCUCUGGACUUGGUAAUCUGGUAGAACAUUAUAACAUACUACAAACCUUAAGCAAAUUUUGACAGAGCAAACAUAAAACCCUUGGCUCUUACUCUGAUCUCUUACCUUAAGCAAGGUACUAAGCAGCUGUUGGUUUUUAGGUUCUUGGGACAUUAUGUAGAAGUUGCAGAGGCUGAUAUUAAUAGGAUGCGAUAAGCUCGAGGUCCUUCCUACCAAUCUUUGGUUGAACUUGAUC
This is a messenger RNA of Brassica rapa (field mustard), 7978 nucleotides long. RefSeq names its product probable disease resistance protein RPP1. Gene Ontology annotation, molecular function: ADP binding; ATP hydrolysis activity. The record is from RefSeq and is a predicted model, not a curated record. Gene Ontology annotation, biological process: defense response; signal transduction. Lineage: Eukaryota; Viridiplantae; Streptophyta; Magnoliopsida; Brassicales; Brassicaceae.